Molecule: messenger RNA, 4657 nt
Organism: Ochotona curzoniae (black-lipped pika)
Lineage: Eukaryota; Metazoa; Chordata; Mammalia; Lagomorpha; Ochotonidae
Product: aryl hydrocarbon receptor nuclear translocator-like
Exons: 21
Coding region: 864-3209 (781 amino acids)
Biological process (GO): regulation of transcription by RNA polymerase II
Cellular component (GO): transcription regulator complex; cytoplasm; nucleus
Molecular function (GO): protein dimerization activity; DNA-binding transcription factor activity, RNA polymerase II-specific; RNA polymerase II cis-regulatory region sequence-specific DNA binding
Source: RefSeq, a predicted model, not a curated record
UAUUGUUUCCUUCAUUCUGUUUGCUUUUGCUUUGUUUUGUUCUUUUUCUGUACUCUUUGGGGUGAAUGUUUAGAUGGGUUUAACCUUUUGUUUGCUAAUAAAAAUAUUUUACUAGUAAAAAUUUUCCUUUGAGUAUAGCGUUAGUUGUGUCUCACAAAUUUUGCUGUGUUGUAUUUUCACACAGCAUAAUUAGAAGAAGACUUUUUUUUUACUAAGCCAAAAUGUGUCUGUUUUUGAUUACAGUGACAGGUAUAUAUGAACUGAGGCAAAUGAGAGGUAAAGUGGACUUGGCUCUGAGAGAUAGUUACAGUGUGUUAUUGAAUUGAGAUUAAGAGUCUCAUGCUCUACCGACUGAGUAGCCGGGCACACGCAAAGUGUGACUGAAUUGAAAGGUGUCAGGAAGAUAGAGAAAAAAUAAAGGACGUCAGUUUUAUUCUACAUGAGAUGAAGUAGUGGCAUCUAGGUGACUUUUUUAUUUCUGAGUUUUCUGUAUUUUCCAAUUAAAAUAACUAAAAAAAUAAAAAAUUAUAAAUCCUGUAUGGAUGAAAUCUAUAAACUAAUUUUGUAUGUACUUCAAGUUAGUAUUGCAUCACUGUUACGAGCUUUUGGAAGUGAAGAUUGCAGAAUGUACUAUUUUGCUUUCUAAAGUGUUAAAUAGAAGCUGAAGUGUGGGAAAAUCUUUUUAAUGAGUUUCAGGAAGAACAAUUUGGAAAUGCUCUUUUGGAAAUGCUCUUUUGGGCUUCCUGGUCCUACUUAGAUUUGAUGUAUAGUUUGAGCCUUUCUUUGAGCCAGCUUGAUACCUUUUUUUUAAGGGCCAUCUUUUUUUUGUGUAUUUCCUUUUUUUUUCUUUUUUCCUGACAGAAAUGACAUCAGAUGUACCAUCACUAGGUGCAGCCAUUGCCUCUGGAAACCCUGGGCCCGGGAUUCAAGGUGGAGCAGCCAUUGUCCAGAGGGCUAUUAAGCGGCGACCAGGGCUGGAUUUUGAUGAUGAUGGAGAAGGGAACAGCAAGUUUUUGAGGUGUGAUGACGAUCAGAUGUCUAAUGAUAAGGAGCGGUUUGCCAGGUCGGAUGAUGAGCAGAGCUCUGCGGAUAAAGAGAGACUUGCCAGGGAAAAUCAUAGUGAAAUUGAAAGGCGACGGCGGAACAAGAUGACAGCUUACAUCACAGAGUUGUCAGAUAUGGUACCAACCUGUAGUGCCUUGGCUCGGAAACCAGACAAACUAACCAUCUUACGCAUGGCUGUUUCUCAUAUGAAGUCCUUACGGGGAACUGGCAACACGUCCACGGAUGGCUCCUACAAGCCGUCCUUCCUCACUGAUCAGGAGCUGAAACAUUUGAUCCUGGAGGCAGCAGAUGGAUUUCUGUUCAUUGUCUCGUGUGAGACAGGGCGUGUGGUCUAUGUCUCGGACUCCGUUACGCCAGUUUUGAACCAGCCACAGUCUGAAUGGUUUGGCAGCACACUUUACGAUCAGGUGCACCCAGAUGAUGUGGAUAAACUUCGUGAACAGCUUUCCACAUCAGAAAAUGCCCUGACAGGGCGUAUCCUGGAUCUAAAGACUGGAACAGUGAAAAAGGAAGGUCAGCAGUCUUCCAUGAGGAUGUGUAUGGGUUCAAGAAGAUCCUUUAUUUGCCGUAUGAGGUGUGGCAAUAGCUCCGUGGACCCAGUCUCCAUGAAUAGACUGAGCUUUGUGAGGAACAGAUGCAGGAAUGGCCUUGGCUCUGUGAAGGAUGGGGAGCCGCACUUUGUGGUGGUCCACUGCACAGGCUAUAUCAAGGCCUGGCCCCCAGCAGGUGUUUCCCUCCCAGAUGAUGACCCAGAGGCUGGCCAGGGGAGCAAGUUUUGCCUAGUGGCCAUAGGCAGAUUGCAGGUGACUAGUUCUCCCAACUGUACAGAUAUGAGUAAUGUUUGCCAGCCGACAGAAUUCAUUUCACGACAUAACAUCGAGGGAUUAUUCACUUUCGUGGAUCACCGCUGUGUGGCUACUGUUGGCUAUCAGCCGCAGGAACUCCUAGGAAAGAAUAUUGUUGAAUUCUGUCACCCUGAAGACCAGCAGCUUCUAAGAGACAGUUUCCAACAGGUGGUGAAGUUAAAAGGCCAGGUGCUAUCUGUCAUGUUCCGGUUCCGGUCUAAGAACCGAGAGUGGCUCUGGACAAGAACCAGUUCCUUUACUUUCCAGAACCCUUACUCAGAUGAAAUUGAGUACAUCAUCUGUACCAACACCAAUGUGAAGAACUCAAGCCAGGAACCACGGCCUACACUAUCUAACCCAAUCCAGAGGCCCCAGCUAGGCCCUACAGCUGGUUUACCCGUGGAAGUUGGCUCAGGGCAGCUGGCCCCCAGGCAGCAGCAACAGCAAGCAGAACUGGACAUGGUCCCAGGCAGAGAUGGACUGACUAGCUACAAUCAUUCCCAGAUUUCUGUUCAGCCUGUUACAACCACAGGGCCAGAACACAGCAAGCCCCUUGAGAAGUCAGAUAGUCUGUUUGCCCAAGAUAGAGACCCUCGAUAUUCAGAAAUCUAUUCCAACAUCACCGCAGAUCAGAGUAAAGCCAUCUCUUCCAACACUGUCCCUGCCAGCCAACAGCUAUUCUCCCAGGGCAACACAUUCCCUCCUAACCCCCGGCCGGCAGAGAAUUUCAGGAAUAGUGGUCUCGCUCCUCCUGUAACCAUUGUCCAGCCAUCGGCCUCGGCGGGGCAGAUGUUGGCCCAGAUUUCCCGUCACUCCAACCCCACCCAGGGAACAGCCUCAAAUUGGACUCCUAGCACUCGCCCAGGCUUCUCUGCCCAGCAGGUGGCUUCCCAGGCUGCAACCAAGACUCGUUCUACCCAGUUUGGUGUGGGUAACUUUCAGUCUCCAUCCUCCUUCAACUCCAUGUCCCUAUCUAGUGCUUCCACUGCAUCAUCUGGUGCUGCUGCCUACCCCAGUCUGACCAGUCGUGGAUCCAACUUUGCUCCAGAGACUGGACAGCCUGCAGGCCAGUUCCCGACUCGGACAGCAGAGGGUGUAGGUGUCUGGCCCCAGUGGCAGGGCCAGCAGCCUCAUCAUCGGUCAAGUUCUGGCGAGCAGCAUGUUCAGCAGCCAUCAGCACAGCAAACUAGCCAGCCUGAGGUCUUCCAGGAGAUGCUUUCUAUGCUUGGAGACCAGAGCAACAGCUACAACAAUGAAGAAUUUCCUGACCUAACUAUGUUUCCUUCGUUUUCAGAAUAGAACUGUUGGGGUGAGGAUAAGGGGUGGGGGAGAAAAAAAUUACUUUGUUUUGAAAAAGCAAAUCUUUCUGUAAACAGAAUAAAAAGUCCUCUCCCUUCCCUUCCCUCACCCCUGACAUGUAGCCCCUUUUCCUUUGAGACUCUCCCCUGCCCUCCUGCCUCUGCAACCUAACAUUUUUUGAAGGAAUGGAAUGGGUUUCCAAGGAUGUUAGGGCCCUUUGAACAUUUGAGGCUAGAUGAGAAUAGAAUGCCUGUCUGUAUUUCUCCUGGCUAGACGUUGUACGCUUUCAAUCUGAGGUAGUGUCAAGGGGCUGGCCAGAAGAACCAGAGCUCCGCUAUUUUCCUUGGAUACUGUGGUUUGCUUUUGGAAAGAAAUUCUAAAUGGAAUGAAGGAAAGGAGAGAAAAAUAGUCCUCAUAUUUGAGGAUCACAAAACAUGGUAGGUAUGUAUGAGGCUUUAGGAAGUGAGCAUAGGCUCUUUAUGUUGCCUGUGAGCAAUUCCCUUGGGGAAAAAAAAAACAUGUGAGUGAGAGAGAGAGAGAGAGAGAGAGAGAGUGUGUGUGUGUGUUUUUCUGUGCUUGUUUCUCCCUAUUAGGGAGUUAUGCAAAAACUUAUCCGAAAUUUUAUCUUUAUCUUUCUGUGUGCUUUUCAAAGAGUCCUAAGAAGUUAAAUCUUCCAGGUAUUUUCCACUUAGUAUUGCAGCCAGAGUAUUUAAAUAAAUGUCCUUGCUGCACUGUGUCUAUGCCCAGCUGAUAUGCAACUUCAGGCAAAUACAUCAAGUCUUCUGUUGUUAUGGUUGGUCUCUUAUCAAACAUAUUCAGUGAUAAAGCUAGAUUACUCCCAUAUUUGGUGCUCUCAGCUUUUUUGGAAGAUCUACAAUCAUAAUCAAAGUAGGCUGGCAAGAUAAACACUUUCAGAACCCCCGGACUUGGCCAUAAGGAUAAUAAUGCUGCAUUUUUUUCAGAAUCACACCUUAUGUAUGUAUGUGUGUGUUAUAUAGAGGUUAUUUCUGCAUGGAAACUCAACUUCUUGGAUUUAGCAGAUCUAGUGAAAAUCUUCAUUGUUGGAGUAUAAGCCAAAUACAGAUUCUCUUGCAAUGUAGCCUCUUUGAUCAUCUUAACUUCAAGAUACCCAGGCUAUCAAGAAGCAUUUGGGUCUCUCCUGGGCUGGUAGUUCUUUUCUCUUUGUUCCUCCUCCAGUCUGGAGAUUGGAUUUUGCUUUAGAUUGCAAGUAUAAUUUCCUAUGAUGGAUGGGGCCUGGACUCCCAUCCCAACAGGGUUACUUGGUAAUGAACUAUAGCCAAAUAAACGCAGAUACAAGUUUCUGCUCUCACCUUUUACCUUCCUCAGGUUAGUUCUAUAUGUCAGCCAUUUUGUUUUAAUUGGCUCCGGCCAAUAUCUAAGUGCAAGGCUGAAUUAAUAAGCAGAAGGCAUAUUAAACCUAGUCAUCA